UACGUACCUUGAAUCGCCCAUCUUGUCAGACGGUAGACUGUCAGCUGUCAAAUUGAUGAAAUAAAAAAGCGAGCUUGUCUCGAGUUUGUUUAGCUGGAGCCGCACAAUUUGACUGUAGUAACUAAUAUUUACACGAUUUGUAUGUACAAAUUUCUGUUAUAAACCUUUUAAGUUACUUAUUUGAGAAUCUAUUGUGCGAGACUGUGUGUUCACUACACUCAUAUGUGAACUGUAUUUGGCCAGGAAAGUGUUACUCCCAGCAUGGAAUUAGACAACAAUGAUCACGACCAGCAGCAGCAGUAUUAUCAACAGGAGUUACAGCAAGCUCAACAUCAUCCCCAGAGCACGCAAACAUCGAACCAGUCAAAUGCUCCUAAAAAAUCGGCAAAGCAAAACAAUGCUCUUCCACUCUGGGGCAAUGAAACUUCGAUGAAUUUGAAUCCAUUGAUUCUAGCAAACAUUCAGGGAUCGAGUUAUUUCAAAGUGUCCUUGUUCAAACUGAAGACUUACCACGAAGUUGUAGACGAAAUAUACUAUCAAGUGAAACACUUGGAACCAUGGGAACGGGGUUCUCGGAAAACGGCCGGCCAGACGGGAAUGUGCGGUGGAGUUAGAGGUGUAGGAGCUGGGGGAAUAGUUUCAACAGCAUUUUGUUUACUUUAUAAACUUUACACACUACGGUUAACUAGGAAACAAGUGAAUGGACUGCUUACACACGGCGAUUCUCCCUACAUUCGAGCACUAGGCUUUAUGUAUUUGCGAUAUACCCAACCACCGGGUGAUCUGUUCGAUUGGUAUGAACCGUACCUGGUAGAUGAAGAGGAAAUCGAUGUGAAGGCUGGUGGCGGCCAGAUAAUGACCAUCGGUCAGAUGAUACGACAAUGGUUGACAAAGCUUGACUGGUUCUCAACUCUAUUCCCACGGAUCCCGGUACCGAUCCAAAAGCAAAUUGAUGCCAAGCUUGAUCAAUAUGCUAGAGAAAAUGGUGUAUCAUUCGCUGACACCCAGCCGGACCGGGGUGGCACAACCGUGGGCGGCAAACAGCCGCGUGGCGGAACAUCCGGACCGUCUGGAGGUAACGCAAGAGGAUUGGGACCAACGACACUUGCCGACGAACGAGAACCAGCACGCUACGAUCGAGGUGUGACCGUACAGCAGUCGUUUAAGGAGAAACCUCUCAAGCGGGAUAUGUUUGACCAUUGCGAUCGGGACGCACGAUCUUCGCGCUACGAAAUGCACGAUGACGAUAGACAUGACCGUAAUCGGAAGGGCUAUCGCGGCAAGGAUUACGACCGCGACUGGGAAAGAGAUAGGUACAGAGAGCGCGAAAGAGACAAGGAUAGACACAGAGAAAGGGAUCGCGAACGUGAUCGGGAUAGAUCGCGAGAUCGUGACCGCGAUCGGAAAGACAAAACGCGUGAUCGAAGGUCCAGGAGCCGGGAACGCGAUUACCAACGUGAUCGACGACAUCGUUAGCAGGUUUUUAAGGAAUUUUGUUUUUUUUUUUUACUUUCAAUUGUUUGCGAAUUUUAUCACUCUCUAGGGUAAAUAGUUCAACAAGAUUGCAAAUUUGAUAUCGUUGAAGCAGCUAAUUUUCAAAACGAAACGGAAUGUACAAUAAUGUGCAUCUUUUUAAAACAAAUAGUUACCUUUGCUUUGAUCAUGGGCUUUGUACCACUGAACGUUGUAGAUUUCCAGCUUCUGUUCUUAACUGUUUGGGUACACAUUUUGACAAAAAUCUAAAGCAUAUAAGCAAAUGUUAGAACGCCCUGGCGAAUAGAUUGGUUCGCAAUGCACCGCGAGCCGAAAUGUAUUGUGAAAUUGAAACUGGUAACCAGCGAAACAACAAAACGGGUUUACAUUUCCUGCAAAAAUGUAACCUCCCAUCAAUAGCACUUUUCUUUGAAAACCACAUAUUACCUCUAUCCUUUUAAUAACGUUUGCACGAUGUUGUUCUGCGUACUGAAGGACGACGAAGCAGUAGUUACUUUUUGAAACCGUUUUUAUUCUAAGCCUUUGUCAGCUAAUCACAAUUACCUCAUGAAACUUCCGAUUCUCAUCUUCAUAACUUUAAUACCUCAUUCACAACGCAACACUUUACUAACUUUUUGUUUUUUCUUACUCCGUUUCAAUACGCUGGUGUACAUCCUUCCUACACGCCGUCAAUAUACGCGACAUCGUUGCACUUGAAAGAGUAUAAUACAGAAUGAAUAGAACAAACUACGUUAGACAGGCGAGUGUCCUUGACUACCUCAGUGGAGUAUGGAAUGGCCAGUUUCUGUUAACUUUUUUUUAUUUUUAAACAGAUACUCAUACAGCAGGACAUUUGUAAUGGUACCUAGAAACAUGCUUUCUGUUUCACAAAUGCACUCUUUUUAUUGAUUCAAACAAACAAAAUCCGCUUUAGAAUGAGGGAAUACGUUACUUUUAUCAAUUCAUUCUUUUUUAAACAAAUAGACUCACAUCUAUCACUCAACAGUUCAGCAAUGCGUACGCUCUGCUAAUAAAAAGAAUGCAAAAUAAGGUGCAAAGUUGAAGCCCGAUUGCAUUAAAAACAAAACAAACCCUCAAUCGUAAAUGAAAAAUACACAUCAAUUGAUUGAUUUAGUAUGAAAACUGAAAUAAAUAAAAUUUUUAAGUUAACAAGAACAAGAAUGACUUGCUAGGCACUAUCGAAUAGGACUCCUACAUUUACGAUAUUUCCGUUUUUUUUUUCUUUUAUAAAAACAAAUGUUCUUGUAUGCGCAGGUCUGUUUUGUUCAACACAAUAUUACUCUAGUUUUAAGGCGCGAAACUGUUCAAUAAAAGAAUCAUUUGAUCAAUAAA
Anopheles stephensi (Asian malaria mosquito) is the source of this 2826-nucleotide messenger RNA. RefSeq names its product pre-mRNA-splicing factor 38B. The coding region runs from base 262 to 1476 and encodes 404 amino acids. Gene Ontology annotation, cellular component: precatalytic spliceosome. The transcript is spliced from 7 exons. The record is from RefSeq and is a predicted model, not a curated record. NCBI's taxonomy places the organism in Eukaryota, Metazoa, Arthropoda, Insecta, Diptera, Culicidae.